AUGGGUGGCAGUGUUGAUCCUAAGAACGGAAGCUUCAUUGGCGGCUGGGGCGACUUCGGCUGCCCGACCCCCCAGCGCAUCGCCUCCUACGCCGUGUCGUCUAACCGUCAGCGUCCCUUCGCCGGCGCUGGGCACGCGGCUAUUUUCAACUCCUUCCGUCGCUUCCGUCACCAGGUGCUCUACGUUGCCCCGCCCUUCCUGAUUGCGUACGCCGCGAUGAACUGGGCUGUUGAGCGCAACGAGUACCUGAACUCCAAGCCGGGUCGUCUGCUCGAGGGCGGUGACGAGUAA
Molecule: messenger RNA, 291 nt
Organism: Penicillium alfredii
Lineage: Eukaryota; Fungi; Ascomycota; Eurotiomycetes; Eurotiales; Aspergillaceae
Product: ubiquinol--cytochrome-c reductase subunit 8
Exons: 4
Coding region: 1-291 (96 amino acids)
Biological process (GO): mitochondrial electron transport, ubiquinol to cytochrome c
Source: RefSeq, a predicted model, not a curated record